AUGUCGGAUUCUGAUAAAGAGGUCGAGAAUCAGAUUCUGGAAGCAGGGGAAAAGCUUAUUGACCCACCUUCUUCAGUCGAUGGGCUACUUUCUCUCCUUGACAAACUCUUCAUCUGUCUGUCAGAGGUUGAACAGUCACCUCCCGACUCAAUGCAGAAUGCACUCUCUCCAUUGAUGAAAGCAUUAGUCGCUGGAAAACUCUUCAAGCAUUCAGAUGUCGAUGUGAGAGUUGCAGUCGCUGCCUGCAUUAGUGAGAUUACAAGAAUAACUGCUCCAGAUGCUCCUUAUGAUGAUGAACAGAUGAAGGAAGUAUUUAAGUUAAUUGUAUCAUCAUUUGAAAAUUUAGUUGAUAAUGCUAGUCGCUCCUAUUCCAAAAGAACCUCGAUCCUGGAAACUGUGGCUAAGGUCAGAUCAUGUGUUGUGAUGUUGGAUCUCGAGUGUGAUGCACUUCUUAUUGAGAUGUUCCAGAAUUUCCUGAAGGCUAUAAGGGACCAUCAUUCAGGAAACGUAUUUUCAUCCAUGGAGAACAUUAUGACCCUUGUUUUAGAAGAAAGCGAGGACAUACCUCCAGAGAUGCUUUCACCAAUUCUACAUUAUGUUAGAAAGGAUGAUGAGACUCCCCAAGUAUCACGGAGGUUGGCGGAACAAGUUCUGAGUAACUGUGCUAGCAAACUCAAAACGUAUCUGACUGAAGCGGUGAAAUCGUCGGGUGUUUCUUUAGAUAAGUAUAGUAAGAUAGUGGGUUCGAUAUGUGAAGGGACAUUCAGUGUUUUGCAGCAGGACCAGCUUGUUGCGAAUGAAGAAGAGGAUAAACAUAAGGCAGAAAAAAUUUCUACACCCGAGCGAAAUGAUGCACCGAAGGAUGAAUCUGGUAAGUCAGGAGUCAGCAAUGGCAUUGCGCAACAGAAUGAUUCGCCUGUUGAUACUGAGUCUACAAAGAAGCAAGAUGAUACGAAUGCUAAAGAUGAGCCUCAGCAACUUGUUAAUGCUAGCAACACUGACGUGGAUAAUACUUCUGAAGUGAAGCCUGACGUUGAACAUCAGAUUAAGGAGAAGGAACCCAGCUCUGUCAAACAGGUGGAUUCAUCAGAAGCUUCAGAUAUCAAGGAGGAGAUUGAAACUGGAGCACCCCUAGACAGCAAGGAUGUGUUAACUUCGCCUCCUGAUGAUUCAUCUGUUAACGCAGGCACUUCUUCUGAAAAUGAGAAGAAAGCAGAUGUGCAGGCUUUGCCGUCUAAGACUGAUGCUGAUGAAACUGCCAAUGUCAGCCCUCUAUCUAGAGCUGAGGAUCUUGUUGAGGAAAGCCGUCCUAAGAAGACUGCAAACCAGAAGAAAAAGGAGAGCUCGACCAAGGAGGCCAAACCAUCUGUUUCUAGUGCUACCGAAGAAGCUUCCGAAGAACCAAACACUUCUGAAGCUAAAGUGACAAAAAAGCCUGUAAAGAAGGUCGCUUCUUCAAGUAAAGCCAAGUCUACUGUUCCUCCUUCAAAGAAAAGUACCUCUGAGACAAAAGCAACAAAGCAGUCAGAGAAAAAGGCAGUAGGGGCUGAUGAUAAUGUUCAAGAAUCCUCAAAGGCGAAAGAGGAAAAGAAAAAGGUAGGACGUGGGAAAGCCGUGGAUGAGGACUCAUUACAUACUUCGUCAGGUGAUAAUGAGAAACCAGCUGUUUCCUCUGGAAAGUCAGCCUCAAAGUCAAAGAAAGAAGUGAAGCAAACGACAGAAGAGAGUCCUAAUCCUAGCGCAAAGAGAAAACGAAGUCUAGGCAAGGCAUCUGAUCUCCAAAGCCAUGAUGAAAAUAUAGUUGGGUCGAAGGUCAGAGUCUGGUGGCCUAUGGAUAAAGCGUAUUAUACAGGUGUGGUCAAUUCAUAUGAUUCUGCUAAGAAGAAACAUCUGGUUUGCUAUGAUGAUGGAGAUCAAGAAAUUUUGAAUUUAAAGAAACAGAAGUGGCAUUUUCUGGACGAAUCAGAAUCAGAGGGUGAAGAAGCUGCUGAUCAGACGGGUCAUGAUGAAGAAGAAGCCUCCACAGCGCCCCAGAGGAAGAAAGCCAAGACAGUGAAGCAAUCAUCAGGGAAAAAGGGUGGUGGAGCUGGCUCCAGCAAGUCUAAAGCUACUCCUGCUUCCAAGUCCGGCAAGAAGUCUCAGGCUGACAAAACAGAGAGCAAAUCAAAGGAGUCAAAGGAAGCUGACAGAGAAGAAGAGGAUAGCUCUGAGGAGAUGAGCGAGGAAGAGGAAAACCCCAAGACCGUUGAGAAAUCAGCCGGUGCAAAAUCAGGAAGCAGCAAGUCGAAGAAAGACUCUGGCACAUCCAAAGCUUCAUCCAAGAAGAAGGAAGAGCCGUCCAAGACUACAACACCGGCGACUUCAAAAUCCAAGUCAGCAGGACCUGCAAAGAGUUCAUCAGGCAAGGGCAAAGCAGCAAAAGGCAAAGCAAAAUCUACACCUUCCUCCAAGGGCAAGGAGAGCGAUGCAGAGUCAGAGUCUGAAGAGACACCGAAGUCACCAGAAGCAGCAACAAAAGGGAAAUCAUCAGUCGGUUCAGGCAAGUCGCAGGCCAAGUCCGUUAAGAAGAGGAAGCGAUGA
Thlaspi arvense is the source of this 2580-nucleotide messenger RNA. Lineage: Eukaryota; Viridiplantae; Streptophyta; Magnoliopsida; Brassicales; Brassicaceae. The record is from the annotation of a GenBank genome assembly.